AUGGCUCCCCAGAUCGAAUCCGAAUAUGUGACAUUGGUGUCGCGUGAUGGAUUUGAGUUCAUCAUACCUCGUAGCGCAGCUUGUGUCUCAGGCACAAUCCGGGCUAUGUUAGACCCCGCCAGCAGAUUCUCGGAAGCACUCACCGGGAGAUGUGUUUUAGAGGAACUGAGUGGCGUCAUCCUCGAGAAAGUCUGCGAAUACUUCAUCUACAAUGAGAAACACAAAGACCAAUCCAACGUGGCCGAUAUGGAUAUACCACCAGAGCUAUGCCUGGAGCUCUUGAUGGCGGCCGACUACCUGGACACUUGA
Messenger RNA from Penicillium angulare, 309 nucleotides. RefSeq names its product elongin C. NCBI's taxonomy places the organism in Eukaryota, Fungi, Ascomycota, Eurotiomycetes, Eurotiales, Aspergillaceae. The coding region runs from base 1 to 309 and encodes 102 amino acids. Gene Ontology annotation, molecular function: protein-macromolecule adaptor activity. Gene Ontology annotation, cellular component: elongin complex. The record is from RefSeq and is a predicted model, not a curated record. Gene Ontology annotation, biological process: ubiquitin-dependent protein catabolic process. The transcript is spliced from 3 exons.